UGAUCUUCAUUCGAUUUGCAACCUCGGACAUGUACAAAGUUUUUUAAAACCGUUGGUCAUCUGUUGUUCAGUUUGUACAUCCACGAUUGUGAUAAUGAACUCUAAAGUGAUCUGUGCUGUGCUUGCACUUGGCCUUGUGGCCUUGGCCCAGGCUGGACCAGUGGUUGACAAUAACAAAGGCCACGUGGAUAACUUAGUCAACACCAACGAAUACAGUACUGUAGAGGCAUCCCUACUGAAAAAACUGAACACAAAAUGCUCCACCAGAGACAUCAGCGCGUGCAUGAUGCUCAAACUAGUCACCUAUUUCAAUAAGAUGCUGAAAAAAUCAUCAAUUGAAUAUGGUGACGUAGAAAUCACCCAAACAUCAACAGAAAAAAUUCCAGAAGACACUUCAAGGAGUCUGAACGAUGUUGAUAACAUGUCUGAAGAAGAACAAAUCAGUGAAGUCAUCACAGACAAACUGUCCAGUUUCAUCAGGACCAGGUCUUUGAAAUGGAAGGCUUUCGAUGGAACUGACGUUGUUGUCACUGGAAACACCGACAAAGAUGGCGCUAUGACUCUAGGUUUCUCCCUGAAACCAGAUGAAACUUCAGGCAAUGGCGAUGCUAGGAAGAAGAAGAACAAUGGAAUGGGAAUGAUGAUUGCAGCUGCUGCCAUGAAAAUUGGUCUGCUCAAGGCUUUGGCCUUCAAGGCUCUGGUAUUACUCGUAGGAAAGGCUCUGUUGGUCAGCAAGCUCGCCCUGGUGUUAGCUGUCGUAAUAGGCUUGAAGAAACUGUUCAGUCAGGAAAAACACGUUACUUACGAAGUUGUUGCUCAUCCACACCAUGAACAUGCCUCAGUCAGCAGUGGAGGUGGCCACGAUUCUUAUGGAGGUGGUGGUGGAUGGGGCAGGACCUUCGAUGCCCAAAGUGCCCAAAACUUGGCAUACAAGGCUCACGUACCAACGAACUAAAUGAGAGAAAAGAUUUUAUAAGCCAUAUUGGUGGAUAUUAUUUAUUUUGUAUUUAUUUAAUUUAUGUAAAUUUCUGAAUUCUAUGCCGUUCAAUAAAUCUAGUUUUGUAAA
This is a messenger RNA of Harmonia axyridis, 1066 nucleotides long. RefSeq lists its product as uncharacterized. The record is from RefSeq and is a predicted model, not a curated record. Lineage: Eukaryota; Metazoa; Arthropoda; Insecta; Coleoptera; Coccinellidae. The coding region runs from base 95 to 955 and encodes 286 amino acids. The transcript has 4 exons.